This is a messenger RNA of Aquila chrysaetos chrysaetos, 1524 nucleotides long. RefSeq lists its product as uncharacterized. The coding region runs from base 1 to 1524 and encodes 507 amino acids. Lineage: Eukaryota; Metazoa; Chordata; Aves; Accipitriformes; Accipitridae. The record is from RefSeq and is a predicted model, not a curated record. The transcript has 9 exons.
AUGGAGCCGACGGAGGCUGUCUUCAAAGGCCAGAAACGCAGAGUGCCCCCCCGCCCGUCCCCUCUGCAGCAGCACGGCACGGGUGCGCAGGGCACCGGCGGCGGCGGAGACGGUGACAUCUCUCCCGACACCUUCCUCGCUGGCUCCUGGAUGGUUGAGCUGGAAGGACGCCGUGCCGGGGGUCCCCGGGGUGACGCCAGCCCUGUCCCACGGGAGAAGCGCUGCUGGGGGCUGGCUCAGCUCCUCGGCUCCCGGCCCAGCCCGGGGGACCGGAGCAGCUCCAGCUCUAUCUGCACGGAGGACUUCGCUGCCAGGUUUUGGGAGGGCAUGGUGGAGCCCCUGCUGUCCGAGGAGGAAGAUGAGCCCGCUGGGGAUGUCCCUACUGAGGGAGAUGAUUCCGGGCAGGAUGAGUCCUUGUUCCCCGCAGGGAGAAGACUGGAUGUCCGGCGACAGUUGGCGGUGGAGCCGGGCAGACGUCCCUUGCAGGGCAGAUCUCCGCGUCUGAUGAGGAGGGAGAGCCUGGAGUCUUUGGGAGGGAGGAUAUCCAGACUGAGCCGGAGCGAUGCUUUGGGGGUGGCCUGGGGGGGUCCCCACCCAGCCCCUUCCAUGCAGCCGGCCCUGGGCUGGGAGGACUCUCCCCACCGGCGUUCGUGCUCCGGGAAAGACUCAUUGACCAUCGCCUUGGGCGGUGAAAACCGGGCUGCUGAGCAUCUCCGGAGAGCCCCAGGCAUCUCUGCCGGCAGGAGCAGGGCCGGGGCAAGGAGGGGCUCUCCUGACGGCGGUUUGCCAGGGAUCAGCAUAGCCAGGAGCGGGGGACAUCCCACCAGCAAGCCCCUGGGGCUGAGACGGCAGGAGCCACCAGCUCUCCAGGGACGGCGUGGAGGGGUCGUCACCCCCGCCGUGGAUGGCGUGGAGAAGGAAGGAGCACGCAGCCGGCAGAGGAGAGCUCCCUGCCCGGCUCACCGUACUGACACAGCAGCAGGACCCCCUGGGCGAUACGGAACCGGGGCAGAUGUGUCAUCCUGCCCAGGAGGAGCGGCUGAGUCCCGGUGGCAGCGUGGAAAGCAAAAAGCCAUGCUGCCCGGCGAGCGUGUGACGGGGCAGCCGGUGUCGCUGCGUUGGUCCCUGCAGAGGAGCCAGGAGGGAACGCGAGAGCUGGGAACGGGUGCGAAAGGGACUCGGAGCGAAGGAGACAGGGCCAGGGCUGGCCCCGCGCACGCCCGGGACGCCUGCCGUCGGGACGCGGCAGACCUGGAGCGGACGGGGCAGAGAGCCUGUGCGGAUUGCCAGAAGGGGCUGGAGAGGGAGAGAAGGAAAACAUCAGCUUUGCAAGAAGAGAAACGGGAGCUACAGAAGAGGCUCCGGGAGCUGGAGCAUCGUAUCCGCUCCCUCCUGCGGCAGAGGCGGGAAGCCCUGGACCGGCUCCACGUGCUGCUCCAGAAGGAGAAGAUGGAUGCCCUUCGGCAGCUCCGGGAAGCCCUGGAGCAGCCCUGGGUGUGCAAGGUGGCUCCGGGUCUUUCCUAG